GGUUUUUUAUAUGCCUGAGUAGCAAUUGUACUGCAUGUUACGGCAUGGAGGGGCCAGUCUCUACAACGAGAUCAGAUGAGAAUGUUCACCGCGCAUCAGAAUCUUUCCCUGCGGCUGCUUGUGAUCACCACGGUCGUCUCCGGUAGUUGGGGUUUUCUUGGCACUACGGGCUGCGGCUAUCGAUGUGCGAGCGGCGAGUGCAUCCCAUUGGACCGGUUAUGCGAUGGCAUUGCCCAUUGCCAGGAUGCCUCGGACGAGACUAAAGCCUUGUGCCAGAAAGUCUUGUGUCCGGGCUACGCUUUCCGGUGCAAUUACGGAGCCUGCAUCGCCAGCGCGGCGGUGUGCGAUGGCACUACGGAUUGCGUGGAUGGUUCGGACGAAGAGCGGUGGCUGUGCCGGGCACAGAUGCUGGAGGCCAACUGCGAUCUCUGGGAAAUGCAUUGCUCCUCCGGCCAGUGCAUGCCAUACUCCAAGCUGUGCGAUGGCACCGCGGAUUGCACCGAUGGGGAUGAUGAAGAUGCAACAUUGUGCGAGGGUGUGACAAAAACAGAACAUGAUCCAUCAACUAACACCACCCAGAGGGAGGAUGGAUGCCUGGUGCCGGACUUGCCAAAUGUGAUAAUUAAAUAUUCAAACAGUGCUGUUAUCCACGCCGGAACAAGGAUUCCCAAUGGCACUUCCAUUUUCUAUGACUGCCCGGCGGAACAUACCUUGAAAGGAGAGACCCACAAUACCUGCCAUGGUUCCAUGUGGAUCCAAAAGUUUCCAUAUUGUGAAACAGCUCCAACCGCCUUCUUCUUCAAUCUGACAAUAUGCUUGUUCUCCCUCCUGAUGGUGAUCCUGGUUUUCUUACUGUGGCGGCUGCGCCGUGACAGUGUAACUAGACGGCGACGGGAGGAAAAUAUUUGGUUGGUAGAAACAAGUUCUAGUCGACCCUCGGAAAGUAAUCUACCAAAAUUCUAAGAAUAUAAGUUAGGUUUUUAAAUUUAAAUUGUAACGGAUUUUAGGGAAUACUUAAAAGUGCUUUGUUGAGCUAUCAGCGUUUUGAUAGCGGCCAAAUUAA
Messenger RNA from Drosophila ananassae, 1063 nucleotides. Its product is annotated as low-density lipoprotein receptor. Bases 76 to 963 code for a protein of 295 amino acids. The transcript has 2 exons. Gene Ontology annotation, molecular function: protein binding. The record is from RefSeq and is a predicted model, not a curated record. NCBI's taxonomy places the organism in Eukaryota, Metazoa, Arthropoda, Insecta, Diptera, Drosophilidae. Gene Ontology annotation, cellular component: plasma membrane.